Molecule: messenger RNA, 480 nt
Organism: Spirometra erinaceieuropaei
Lineage: Eukaryota; Metazoa; Platyhelminthes; Cestoda; Diphyllobothriidea; Diphyllobothriidae
Source: the annotation of a GenBank genome assembly
AUGUUCUCUGCCAUGCUGAUGGACGCCUACCGCGACGAGCGCCCCGGGAUCCGCAUCGCCUACAGGACGGACGGUCACCUGCUGAAUCAACGACGGAUGCACUUCCAAUCGCGCUUAUCCACAACCACCGUUCACGAACUUCUUUUCGCCGACGACUGCGCUCUGAACACCACCUCGGAAGAGAGGAUGCAACGAAGCAUGAACCUGUACUCCGCCGCCUGCGAGAACUUCGGUCUGGUCAUCAACACGCAGAAGACGGUGGUCAUGCACCAACCGCCACCCAACACAACCACUCCACCCAACGCACCGCAAAUCAGUGUUAAAGGAACCCAACUGCAAGUGGUGGAGAAAUUCCCCUACCUGAGCAGUACUCUCUCCCGCAACACCAAAAUCGAUGACGAAGUCGCCAACAGGAUCUCGAAAGCCAGUCAAGCAUUCGGCUGCCUCCAAAGCACAGUUUGGAAUCGUCACGGUCUUUAG